ACAACACCACCCAACAUGAAGCUCCUCUACCCAACUUCCCUCGUCCUAGACACCACCUCCAUCGCCGGCUUCUCCGCCACCCUCCACUCCUACGACGUCAAGCAACCCAUCCCAGAAGACCUCAUCGACGCUGAAAUCCUCAUCACCUGGACCAACACCGCCGAUAACCUCAAAGAUGCCGCCUCCCGCAUGAAGAACCUCAAAUGGAUCCAGUCCCUCGCCGCGGGUCCCAACGAUGUGCUUGCCGCGGGAUUCGACAAGUCGGUCAUCGUUACCACGGGAUCUUCGCUGCAUGACUAUACUGUAGCGGAACAUACUCUUGCCCUUCUCCUCAAUGCCGCGAGACGAUUCUAUGAGAUGCGGGACCAUCAGCUGCAGGGGAAGUGGCCGGGUCAUCUCGGUGGUCCGCAACCUGAUCGACCGAAGGGGAAGUUUACAACGUUGAGAGAUGCGAGAGUGACGAUCUGGGGAUUUGGGAAUAUCGCCAAAGCAUUGACGCCUUCUCUCGUCGGACUGGGAGCGAAAGUCACGGGUGUUGCUCGAUCAGCUGGCAUCCGAAAUGGCAUCCAAGUCGUCUCCGACCAGGAUCUCGACGCCACGCUCGCCGAGACGGAUGCGUUGGUUAUGAUCCUCCCGGGUAGCGAGAGCACAAACAACGCUCUCGACGCCGCGAAGAUUGCGAAGCUACCGGAUCAUGCAUGGGUUGUGAAUGUGGGCCGCGGAACGACGAUCGACGAGGAAGCGCUGGCGGAUGCGUUGGAUGCGGGUAAGCUGGGUGGUGCGGCGCUCGAUGUUUUCGCGAAGGAGCCGCUGCCCGCGGAGUCGAGGCUGUGGAAGACGCCGAAUACGAUUGUUAGUCCGCAUGCGGCGGGUGGGAGGCCGCAGGGGAGUGAGGGGCUGAUUGCGGAGAAUCUGAGGAGGUUUUGUGCGGGGCAGGAGUUGAGGAAUAUGAUUUGA
Messenger RNA from Zymoseptoria tritici IPO323, 957 nucleotides. RefSeq lists its product as uncharacterized. The coding region runs from base 16 to 957 and encodes 313 amino acids. NCBI's taxonomy places the organism in Eukaryota, Fungi, Ascomycota, Dothideomycetes, Mycosphaerellales, Mycosphaerellaceae. Gene Ontology annotation, molecular function: NAD binding. The record is from RefSeq and is a predicted model, not a curated record. The transcript has a single exon.